CGCAGCCAGCCCGGCAUGGGGAACAUCGCCUGCGUCCCGCAGGCUCCCGGCGGCUUCAGGAGCUCCUUCCGAAGGAAACCCUCGCUGAAGAAGGACCAAAAUGGCAAGAAAAAGCUGCCCAGCUUCUUUGGGAUAGACGGAGGCCAGGAGAGAGACACGACCACGGACAAAAUCCUGCAGUAUAUUCCAGCCAAGAUUAUUCAGAAGCAGGAAAACCAGAAGGAAAACUUGGACCAGAGGUUCCCCAGCCUGUUCAAGAAGGGCCGAAGGAAAACGGUUGUCAGGAAUUUGGGCAAAAUGAUUUAUUACUCCAAGGUCAAGUUUAAGUUCCAGCACUGCCAGGAGGUCAACAGCUGCUUCCUGGAGCUCUUCCAGUCCUACCUGUACUUCCAAUCCACGGCUCCCAACGGCCUCACCUACCAGGGGCUGCUGCCCCUGAAGGAGCUGGAGGUGCGGGAGCUGGGCGCUGGGCAGAGCCCCGGGCAGCAGGACCACGCUUUCCACAUCUCAGGGCCCCUGCUGAACCCCCUGGUGGUGUUCUGCCCGUCCGAGGCCGAGCUGAAGCAGUGGCUGUACCACCUGGAGAAGCAGAUCCAGCUCUGUGGAGGGAGCCUGGCCUUGCCCCUGCUGUGCCAGAGCGGCCGGACGCCGAGCGCCGGGGACAAGGAGGGGCUGCGCUGGUCCCUGCAGAACCUGCCCGUGCAGGACUGGAGAGGCACCCAGCGGGAAUCCCUGGGAGAAAUCCUCUGCGUGUCCAAGGUGAAGCUUCAGCACCUGCCCUUCCAGGAGCAGCACGACCGGCUCCUGGUGCUCUACCCCUCCACGCUGGUGAUCGUGUCCGAGGAGCCCGGCGGCCUCUGCUUCAAGGGAGAGCUCCCCCUCAACGCCAUCCAGGUGCUUUUUGAGGAGAACGACAAAACCUCCUUUUUGAUCGAAGGCCGGCUGAUAAAUUCCAUCCGGGUGACCUGUCCCAGCUACCAGGACUACCAGGAGUGGCUCUACUGCCUGAACACCGCCCAGUUCCGAAACGCCGACUCCUCCCUCUCGGGCUCCGAGAGCUUCUCCGCGGGGUCAAAGCCGCCGCACCCCAGCCAGCUCAGCAGCAGCGGCCGGGGGUCCCUGAGCUCCGACGGCCGCAGCAGCUCCUGGGCGUCCGCAGGGAGAGCGGCCGCGCUGAGCCAGCCGUCCCUGCCCGACGGCCACCCCUUCCUGCUGGGCCCCGAGGGCCGGCUGCUCGAGCAGCCCCUGUCCCCCGGCUACGCGCAGCCUCUGCACAGCCUGGCACAGCCCGGCUGGCCCACGCAGGAGCUGCGCAGGGGGAACAGCGCCAGGAAAUCCAAGGGCAGGAGCAGCGGGCAGCAGCUGCCCAGCCAGGAGCCCGAGAGGGGCAUCGGCAGCCUCAGCCCCGAGAGGCCCACGGGGGAGACCCAGUCCCCGCUGUACCACGAGCCCUACACGGCCCCCGGCCCCCAGCAGCACCCCCGGGCACAGCGGGAGCUGGGCAGGUUCCUGCAGUGCCACGGGCAGACAGGACCAGCCCAGGGCCCCGUGCCGGGUCCCCAGCAGCUGUCCCUGGAGCAGUGGCACUGCCAGCCCCUGCCAGGGCACUGCAGGGAGGUGCCCACGCUCCCCAUCUACAGCACCCCGGGCACCUCGCACCGCCUCCGGCCGCGGGCACCGGCCCAGGGCUCCUACCUGGGGGAGAUCUCCGCCCUGCCACAGGAACACCUGAGCCCCGAGCUGCGUCCCCCAGAUGGCACCUACGACCUGCCGGAUGGCAGCUGUGCCCUGGCAGGCCUGGCAGCUGGCAGCUGUGCCCUGGCAGAGGGCUCCUGCCCGUGCCAGGACUCGCUGUCGUGCCACGACUAUGCCGAGCUGCAGAGCUCCCAGAGCGACCUGAGCUACGACAACCUGUGGGAGGCGGAGGGGAAGGAGCCCCCGCUCGUGUGCCAGGUCUGAGGUGCCCCUGGCACCCCGGCCCGCCUCCCCUCUGCC
Molecule: messenger RNA, 1995 nt
Organism: Lonchura striata (white-rumped munia)
Lineage: Eukaryota; Metazoa; Chordata; Aves; Passeriformes; Estrildidae
Source: RefSeq, a predicted model, not a curated record